AUGCAAUCGGCUAUGGAGGGACCGCUGUCUCGUCACGCGGUGUCUCCUAGUCCCUCUCCCUUCCCCUCCUUGCCAUUUCUUACAGACGCCUACCUCCCAGGGCACCACGCUGUAGCUACGGCAGCGCACCAGCAGCAGCCCCUGCUGUUGCUGCAGAGCAACUCGCUGGAGCAAGGCGCAACCCCCGCCGCGACAGACAGGCUUUCUGCUAGUGCAGAAAGCUGGUGCGAUCCUAGUGGCGCCGCUGCGCUCCAUCUUCUGGGGGGCCCUCGAGAUGGAGAUGGCGCGGGGGAGCUCCUCUCGGGAGUACAGGACCCUACGCCUUUCGCAGCCUCCUGCUUUGGCUCUUACCUUUGCUCUCCUUAUAUAGAAUCUCCCCAGGGGCCAGAGGGCCCCUCCGGCCCCGAGGGGCCCCCAGGUUCAACGUGUCGGUCUUUUUCGCCUCUCAAUUUGGCUGCAACUCCUGAUAGUGCAAGCAGCAAUUUUGUCGGAGCUGUUCCAUCCGGGGGGUUCUCGCUCUACUAUGGACCCUCUUUCCCCUUUUCGCUGCCAAAUCCUCUGGCUUGUGGUGUCGCACAAGACGGAUCAUUGGGAACCUUCGGCACAAUAACAAGUACUCCUCCGCAGCAGAACACAACGCAAGAGACACAGGGAUUUGCGUCUGAUUAUGACAGACUCACGAGGGAACUUGGCAGGUUUUGUGCGUCUCUGCGAGAUAUUGUGACCGAUAAUCCGUCCUCUGCCGAGCUGAACUCAACGCUUGAGACGGCAAUUGGCUCUGCUGACCAAGUUUCUCGAGUGCAGCGAAAGCUGCUGCUUUCUGGCCGUCAGCAGCAGCAUUUGGUAGCUGACAGCAAGUUAAUUCAUUCUAAGGUGUACAUGUUGCACCGCAUUCUGCAAAAGACAGCACCCCGAUACAGCCAGUUGCUCGCGGAGCAUCCGCACCUUCAAAAUCACAUUGAGCAGCUCGAACACCAUCAUAGGGAUCCUGUGGGAUAUGCGGCGUGUGUCGGGAGUGGAAGUAUCACCGGCAGCGUCCAAAACUGUACCAUGAGCCACCGCAACAACAGCAGCAUCAGCACCAACAGGCGUCGUAGUGUUCGUCAAUAUAAACGGCAGCAAACCGCAUCGCCUCAUGACUUCUCAGAGGGAAUGCUGCUACCAACUAUCAAGACCGAGCCAACAUCAAGUUGCGCUUGA
Molecule: messenger RNA, 1200 nt
Organism: Cyclospora cayetanensis
Lineage: Eukaryota; Apicomplexa; Conoidasida; Eucoccidiorida; Eimeriidae
Exons: 2
Coding region: 1-1200 (399 amino acids)
Source: RefSeq, a predicted model, not a curated record